This is a messenger RNA of Pieris macdunnoughi, 1323 nucleotides long. The record is from the annotation of a GenBank genome assembly. NCBI's taxonomy places the organism in Eukaryota, Metazoa, Arthropoda, Insecta, Lepidoptera, Pieridae.
AUGGCGAAAGGUGAUAAGGAUUUAGAAAAACCAAUUGUGAAGAACGAAUUAACUACUCCAGAAUCUCGAAGUACUGACAAUGAAGAUUCUGAAUCUAACCAAGAGCAACUUUUAGAUAUCGGCGAGCAUUAUCUAGUGAGGCGUGUCGAUGACUCAUGGCGGCCGGCUGAAAUUAUACAGACGCGGUACCAUGCGUCAGAGUCCUGCUAUGAAUAUUACGUACAUUAUGUGGGCUGUGAUCGAAGGCUUGAUGAAUGGGUUCCCCGCCACCGAAUUAUGUCCGAUAGAUUCGACGGUUGUGAGCAGUCCAGUAACAAUUCUGAUCAUUUGUUGACGGACAAGUCCGGUCGUAAAAUAACUCGCAAUCAGAAACGUAAACACGAUGAGAUCAAUCAUGUCCAAAAAACAUAUGCCGAGAUGGAUCCUACCACCGCAGCGCUCGAGAAAGAACAUGAAGCUAUAACAAAAGUAAAAUACAUUGAUAGGAUUCAGUUUGGCAAAUACGAAAUAGAUACAUGGUACUUCAGCCCUUACCCUGAAGAAUAUGGUAAACAAUCAAAAUUGUUUAUAUGUGAAUAUUGUUUAAAAUACAUGAGGCUGGAGAAAACAUUCAGGUUUCAUCUUGCUGACUGUCCUCAACGGCAACCACAAGGGACAGAAAUAUAUCGUAAAGGGACUAUAGCCAUAUUUGAGGCUGAUGGCAAAGAACAUAAGCUAUACUGUCAAAAUUUAUGUUUACUAGCAAAAUUAUUCUUAGACCACAAAACACUGUACUUUGAUAUAGAACAGUUUCUUUUUUAUACAUUAUGUGAAGUUGACAAGGAUGGUGCUCACUUGGUUGGCUAUUUUUCUAAAGAGAAGGACUCUCCAGAAGGAAACAAUGUUGCCUGUAUCCUAACACUUCCUCCCUUUCAAAGACAAGGCUAUGGCAAGCUGCUCAUUGCUUUCAGUUAUGAGUUAUCUAGACUAGAAAAGGUAGUUGGUAGUCCUGAAAAACCUCUAUCUGACUUAGGUAAGCUAAGUUACAGAUCAUAUUGGUCAUAUGUUAUUUUAGAAGUAUUAAGUGUAACUAGAGGUAUUUUAAGUAUAAAAGAUCUUAGUCUUAUGACAGGGAUUGCUCCAACUGAUAUAAUAUCUACACUGCAAUCAAUGAAUAUGGUUAAAUAUUGGAAAGGACAACAUGUAGUGUGUGUCACACCUAAAAUGGUUUCAGAGCAGUUGGCUAGUUCUCAUUUCAAGAAGCCUCGCUUAACAAUAGACCCAACUGCAAUUAGGUGGACUCCACCUAUUAAACAAGGCCCUUCUGCUAAAGUAAAGAAAUAA